Messenger RNA from Tarenaya hassleriana, 555 nucleotides. Its product is annotated as mitochondrial uncoupling protein 1-like. Gene Ontology annotation, biological process: mitochondrial transmembrane transport. Gene Ontology annotation, molecular function: oxidative phosphorylation uncoupler activity. The transcript has 4 exons. Bases 75 to 401 code for a protein of 108 amino acids. The record is from RefSeq and is a predicted model, not a curated record. Lineage: Eukaryota; Viridiplantae; Streptophyta; Magnoliopsida; Brassicales; Cleomaceae.
UUAUUCAAACAGAAACACUGAUACCGCUUCUUUGGAUUGUCCGAAUCUUUCAGCCUAAAUAAAGGCAGAGGCGUAUGAGAGACCUUGAAUUUCGAAACCUGAAGGCCUGUUCAGGAUUUACUUGUAGAGCCGGUGCUUUGGGCACAACGGUAGCGAAUCCAACUGAUCUUGUAAAAGUUAGGCUCCAAGCUGAGGGAAAGCUACCUCCAGGUGUGCCAAGGCGUUACACCGGAUCCCUGAACGCCUACUCAACGAUUGUGAAACAGGAAGGAGUGAGAGCUCUAUGGACAGGUCUUGGACCUAACGUGGCGAGAAAUGCCAUCAUCAACGCUGCUGAACUAGCAAGCUAUGGUCAAGUGAAAGAGACAAUCCUGAAAAAUACGGGAGAGCGCGUCAGGUGAGUUCCUGCUUCCGACACACUUCCUCGAAGAAUCAGAAAUUUGCCAAAAUGCUUCAAAAGGCAAUUCACAAACUCAACAUUACGAUGUGUUUUUGUCCAUUUCCAUCUCUUCUCUCAAUAUAAGAUUUUGUGUAAAAUAAACCCAUCAAAAACAA